CGACAUCACCACCCUCCUUCCACGCACACAAGCUACUCCUUCAGCACUGCCCAUACAUCUGUUGUGGAAACGCUGCAGCCCGCUGGUCUGUGUCUGGAUCCCUCACUCGCACAGAGCUGCUCAAGACCCUCCCACCGGCUGGGCUGGGAAAGGAGGAGGCAGUGUGUGCUCUGUUAGUAGCUUCGAACGAGCCCCCUUUACCACCCUGUCAGUGUGGAGGAGAAGGAGAGAGAGAGGCUUGGAUACUGAGUGACAGAGGAAGCACACGCGAGAGAGUCAGGCUGCUUCGAUGAGCGAGAGAGCCGAGGAAGAAUAAGGAGCACGUUUUAUAGAAGCAGAUAACAGGAUCACAGACGAGGGACUUCAGGACACAAUUGCUGUCUUUUUUUUGUAAUCACUUGUCUGCUAACUGGAACUGUCGGAUUGGUUAACCAACCAGUGGAUUUUUGAAUAUUUGCCUGUGCCACAUCAUUUAAAAACUGGGAUCUUUCUCUUUUAUCUGUGCUCCUGCUGGCUCCUCUGCUACAGACUGAUUGCUUUCCGUGUCUGUGUCAAGCUCUGUUGUUGUGAGACAAAGUGCAUCUGUUGGCAACUGGCACUGACGAUAUCUUCUUCUGUCAAGCAGGACAGACAUUGUCAAAUCAGAGGAGAGAGAAAGUGUACGUGUGCGUGAGUGUGUGUGUGUGUGUAAGAGGUGGGAAAGACAGAAAGCGAGAGGCAGUGAGAGAGUGCGAUUAAAGCCAAGCCAAAGGACUGAAGUGAACAGCUUGAAUAGAGAAGUGACCCUAUACGUCCUAACCCGUUUUUCCUUGCCAUUCCUUUCCUCCUCCUCUCCUCCUCCUUUUCCUCUCCCAUUCUCAACAUUCUUAGGACUGCCAGAGCUACUGCCACCUGCACCUCCUUGCGUCUCCUCUUUCCUCUUCCUCUUCUACCUCACCCUAACUAUCCAGUCGCGAACUCGCCGCUCUCCGUUCUUGGCACUUUAGAAAAAUAUUUCUGGUCUAUCAGUAAGUGGGCACCUGCCUGGUACCAAGUGUCUGGAACAGCGAGGCAAAAGUAAUCAGGAGCUCCCUCAUCAGAGGCGGACCUUCUCGGAAGCCCAGUCCGACACACAGAUCUUGCCUUCUCCCCAGAGGACCGGCUUGCAACACACUGGUGCAGACAGCAAAGCCUGGAAUUGCACAGCCCCACCGUCGCCUCCACCACAUUUCUAGCUACUUGGCAGCUCCCGCCCCCGUGUCACCAUUCCCUGCCUCAGUGCUAAGGAUUCCAGCUACAUGGGCAAGCGAUUGGAGCAGCAGCCAAUGUACCCUCAGUACACCUACUACUACCCCCACUAUCUCCAAACCAAGCAGCCCUAUGCUCCACCCCCUCAUCCCAUGGCUCCUCCCAGCCCCAGCACCAACAGCUGCAGCCAGGGAGGGGCGGAGCAGCUCAGUAAGACCAACCUGUAUAUUCGCGGUCUGCCACCCGGAACCACCGACCAGGACCUUAUCAAGCUCUGCCAACCGUAUGGAAAAAUAGUGUCAACCAAAGCCAUUCUCGAUAAGAACACUAACCAGUGCAAAGGUUAUGGCUUUGUGGAUUUUGACAGUCCAGCUGCAGCUCAGAAGGCCGUGUCAUCUCUCAAAGCCACUGGGGUGCAAGCCCAAAUGGCCAAGCAACAAGAGCAGGACCCCACAAACCUGUACAUCUCCAACCUGCCAGUGUCGAUGGAUGAACAAGAGUUGGAGAAUAUGCUGAAGCCCCUGGGUCACGUCAUCUCCACAAGGAUACUUAGAGAUGCCAAUGGGGUCAGCAGAGGGGUCGGUUUCGCCAGGAUGGAGUCAACAGAGAAGUGUGAAGUUGUGAUACAGCAUUUCAAUGGAAAAUACCUGAAAACCCCACCAGGAAUCCCAGCCCCCACGGAGCCUUUGCUGUGCAAAUUCGCAGACGGAGGGCAGAAGAAACGUCAAAGCCAGAGCAAGUAUCCUCAGAAUGGGAGACCGUGGCACAGAGAAGGGGAGACUGGCAUGGCGUUAACGUACGAUCCUGCUGCAAUGCAGAAUGGUUUCUACUCCUCGCCUUACAGCAUCGCCACCAACCGCAUGAUCGCACAGACCUCCAUCACGCCUUUCAUUGCUGCUUCCCCUGUUUCCACAUAUCAGGUCCAGAGUACGUCAUGGAUGCCUCAUCAACAAUAUGUUAUGCAACCGACAGGUGCAGUGAUCACGCCAGCCAUGGACCACACUAUGUCCAUGCAGCCUCCCAGUAUGAUGGGCCCUCUAACCCAGCAGAUGAACCAUCUGUCCCUGGGCACUACAGGAAGUUACAUGACUGCUGCAGCUGCCGCCGCUGCACCUAUGCAAGGGACCUACAUUCCCCAGUACACUCCUGUGCCUCCAACAGCCGUCCCUGUCGAAGGAGUGGUGACAGAUGCCUCACCCCAGACGGUGGCUCCUUCAUCACAGGAGGUGGCUGGCCAGCAGCAACAGAUCCAGGUGGACGGUGCCGAUCACGUUCCUGCUUACUCAUACCAGUCCAAAUAGCAACGGCCUGAGCGAAUGUUCCUGUGACAGCGUUGCCUUGAGACAGAGGGUGGCUGCACUGUGAAUGUGAGGAAAAGAAAGAGAUUACUUCCAGAUUGCCCAGGCACCAAAAAAGAGACACUUUUUUUUUUUUCAUUUCCUACCUGGCCUACAAGAAAAAAAAAGAAAAUCAAGACUGAGGCAAAGAGUGCUGAGGAAAAGAGGGGAUGUGGGGGAAAUUACUGGGCACAGUGCAAAGAAGUAAAUUGUUUUAGUCUGGGAAUGAAACCCGCCUGAAGGGCUGGGCUGAAGCUUGAAAAGUUUCUCAAAGAAAAUUCUCAACUAAUAAAAAAAAAAAUAAUUAGAAAAGGCAAAAAAAUUAAAUAAAAAGAGAAAACUAAAAAAAUAUAUAUAAUAAAAAUGGUUGAAUGCGCUGGUAGGUGAUGAAGUUUAUUUUGUAAUUAGAAAGGGGGAGGCAAAGUUUGAGAUACACACAGAGAUUGUCUUCCUCAGAUAUUAAGCUACGGUUUCUUUUCAGUCUUUUUUUUAUGUUCUAGUGUUAAAGCUUAGUUUUCUAGAUGUAUUUGAAAAAAAAGAAGUUUUUUGUUCUUUUUUCUUGAAUCUUCAUGGCCUUAAUUUGGAGGGCGCCAGAAACUUUUUACAGAGUGAAAGUCUGACGUCUAGUUGGGAGGGUUUAAAAACAAAAAAACAAACAAAAAAAAAAAGCAAACAGUCUCUUGGACCUCUAUGGGAAGGGGUUCGAAAUGCUGAAUGAGUUGCUCUAAAGAAAAAAAAAAAAAGAAUCUAUCACAUAAGCUGUACAGAUUUAAUAGAGAAAAGCUUUUUGUUUCAUUUCUUCGUUAGAAGAAAACUUUGAUAAUUAUUAUGUCAGAGGUAACUACGUGUCAGAAGUAAACAAAAUGUCUGUUGUCGGGAUGGGGUGGGAGGGUGACGCAUCGAAGAGAUUUUACACAAUGGGAAAAAGUAGAAAACAUAAGAAGACACGCUGCGCUGUGGGUGCAGCCUGUUGCAAAUGCUGAACUUGUUUUUUUAUUCUCAUUAUCAUUUUACAUGCCGCUGUCGAUGACAUUAGUGCUUUUUAUCGGCCACAUUUUACCUUUUUUAUGAGCUUUAAGAUGUUUCUAGACUGCUUUGCUUGUCACACUGCAAAAAAAAAGAUAUAUAUAAAAAAAGAAUAAAAUGCAAAAAAAAAAAAAGAAAAAAAAAGUCAAAUAACUUCUGGCAGUGAAUUAAAACAGUAGAUUGAGUAGGAGCUUAUGGUUUAAACCAAUCAGUGCAAAAGCAAUAGAAGAAAUUGUUGACAAUUUCUGUAGUCUUUCCUAGAUGUGGAUCAAAUGCAGCCCAUGGAUGGCCAUUUUUAUACCAAAGAUGAAGAGACACUCUGAACCAGAGUUUUGCUUUUGUUUUUCCCCCCUUUUUUCAUUUUUAAGUUUGUUGUUAAUGUUGAUGUUGUUGAUGUUAAUGUUGUUGAUGCAGUUGUUGUUGCAGUUGUCAUCAUUUGUUUGUUUGCUUAUUUUUCUUCUUUGUUUUUUGUUUCUGUUUUUGUUUUGUUUUGUUUUUCUACCUUAAUGGCCGGACCAGUCCUACAAUCCUUCUCAACAUGUUGCUUUACUCAGAGUCAGGAUCGUUUUUCAUGCUUGUCCGAUCUGUCUCUCUUUCUCUUACACACAUCCACACACGCAAACAUACCGCAAAUUUUCUCACAGACCACACGUACAACCUCAAUAAUAAUCGGACAGUAUUUCAUUGUGUGACGUGUUUUUUUAGCCUCCGUUGUGGAGGUGUUGAUGCUUUGAGGGUGUGUCUCACCUCUUGCUCAGAUCCUGCAGGGAAAAAGUUGGCUAGAGCAGAGGAGGAAGGUUGCUGGAAACACUCUGAGGUUUUUCCUCUCUGUGGUUUCUGUCUGUCUCUUUUUCCUUGUCGAUUCAACCAAUAUUAACUCAAACAUUUCUCAGCGAAAUAAGCUGCAGAGAGAAUCAGUUUGCUGCUAUUUUUCUUUUUAUCUUGCUCACUAUGCCAUCUCAACAGGCAACUUUCCUCACAUUUAAACAAACUGAGUGACAUUCUUUUAAAGCAGGUAAGUUACUAUUCAUAAAGAAAAUUGCACAACGCAGGCAUUAACAUGUCAAGAAGUGAUUGCAUAAACUUUGACACCAAAUGGCACUCUUCUUUUUUACCUUUACGGUAUAUUCCUGUGUAUUUACUCUCUUCGGUAAGGCAGCAUUAGGAGGCUGGAGGGCAGGCAAUGACUGAAACCACUUUCUAUGCUUCUUAUUUUCUUUUAGCUUGCAUUCCUUCUCUGUUAUAUUGUUUAGCUGCAAGUUUCAAAACUAACACGAAGUCUUCAUGUAGAACGUAGCACCAGGAAUCAUCAUUAAUCAAACGUAAACGUCAAUUAUUCAGAUUCAUGAAGGGCUGCACUAAAAGCUCUGCUCAUGCACUCUAGCAAGGCAGUGGUCCAUAUUGACAUUUGUUACACCAUAAAGGAUUUUUUUCUAUACUUUUUUUGCUUUUUGUUGAAGUGUCAAUUAUCUGAGCUUGGAGACUGCUGAGCCUUCAUCUAAAUCUGUAAAUGUGUUGGAAGUAGAAAGGCGAAAAAAAACCCACAGCUUCAAUGAAUGUUGAUGUUUAAAUGUCCAGUUGUGAAGUGGGCAGUAAAAGUCAGGCUCUUAAUUUGGGUAAAAACAUAUGAGCUAACAAAGUUAACUAUGUAGGUUAUUUUUGUAUUGUAAAAGUAUUUUUCGCCUGAUCAAGAUGUGCAAAAGGCUUUAAAAACAAAAAGUAUAUUUUAUAGUGGUAGCUAAACUUCACACUGAGAUUUGGAAAAAUAGAUCAUUUAAUUUGACAACAUAUUUUGGAAGGGGACACAUUUCAUGUCAUAUUUGACAUAAUCACCAGCAUAACAAUUGCCACCUUGCAAUGCAUUUUUGUACGAUAAUUCACUUUAAAUAUUUCAGGCUGUCUAAGGCAAAUGUUGCGUGCAGAAGGUUAUUUCUUCUACCGAUUGCUCCAAAUGGGCAAGACGAGGAAACGUAAUAUUUCAGCGUGAUAAUUUUUUGUUGAUAUUGCUCUCAUCUUCAGUUGAAGCAACGUUUAAAAUGUUUAAAACAGCUGGAAGUGUGGCAAAUAAGGCUGAAUGACCCAAGUUUGUUUUGUCACCAUGCACAGACAUUUACAGAAUUUUAGGGGCCACCAGCAAUUAUUCUAUGUCACUGUAGAAAAUGCUGUAUGGACAGGAACUGGCUGACCUGAAAAAGCCAUAAAAAUGUCCAUGUACGUCUCGUGUGUGGAGUAAUAAUUAGGUAUAACCCCAGCUUUGAUCGUAGAGCAUUACUUUAACACCAAAUUCUAUCUAUUUAAAGACGCUGAAGCCAUAUAUAUUUAUGAAUCCUAUAAAAAUUUUGUAAAAUAGCAACCCAGCUGUGGAAAUUUUGCUGACAAAAUGUUUCAAAAAUGCAGUUUAUAGCUUCAAAUAAGAGUGAAAACAAGUUAUUAGUCUGAUGUUAGGGGCAGGGGGAAGAAUUACAGACUUGCACAAUCGUUUUAUUUGUCUCCUUAUAAUAAUUCAGCUGCCAACACAGAAAGUUCAUGACCUAGCGAAUUAUAUUUAGGUUUUUUUCACUAGAAGCUGUAAAACUGCUUCCAUGCAGUUUGGGACUGUAACCAGUCCAAAAACAAAACGUUUGAGCAGAGAAAAGGCUGGCUAAAACCAAGCAAUGGUGCCUCGUUGCCAUCGGUUCUCCUCUGUGACGCUAACAAGUCUCAGUAGAAGUGUGUUUAAAGCCAAAAAAAGGACAAAUUGUCCUCAACACCUUCCUGAUUAUGUGCCCAGUGUGGCGGAUCUGUGGGAACUAAGUGCGCUCCUCACCAGCCAUAUCCAGUCACUGAUGGCAGCUCCUCGGUCGCCCUCCACUCUGAGUGCCCGUUAUGCCCCUCGUUAUCCCACCAGGUUGCACAAACAACUCCCUUUCCUCUGAUCCUGUCUUUCCAUCCUUGAGCUGCGUGAUGUUUGCAGUGACUUCACAUUUGUGGACUUUCCCCAAGGAAAUCGUCUGUGGGAGAACAGCAAUUUCUGCCCACAUUACAGCAGCCUGUUUGUGUUUUCAGUGUUCACCCUCCUGCUUUGCCCCAGCUGUGGUGCUGCAGCUAUAAAGAGAAAAAAAAAAAGAUAACUGGCAGAGUUUAUGUGCCACGGCGAGGCCAGGCUCCUUUCUGCUCUGAUUUUCCAUCCCUACCUCAUUGUUUGCCUCCUCCCUCUCAUAGUUUCUAUCUGAGGUUUCUCGUCUUUAUUAGGUGGUGCAAAAGCAGAACCGCAAACCAAUUUCAGUCACUCUUGCAAUGAGCCUUGACGGACCCAAUUUGUCACCCUCUGGGGCACAGGAUCCCUUCCAAUGUCCCGCAAAGACCCCUUUCUUCCUGAGAGAGAUGGAGAGGAGGAGCUUUUUGUUUGCUAAUGACAUAUUUUAUUUCACUAGUGCUACUGAUGGACUGCACAUUGCAGAUAAACUGUCAUCAUGCACGCCAGUGUUUGUAAGUAACAAUCAAAUUGAACAUUUAGUGCCUUUUAACAAAGCUUCCAAACGAUUCCAUGUUCUCUCAGUUGUGAAGCACAUGGAAGAGCUUUUGGAAGAACUUAUGGAAUCUCCUCAAUGGUGCUAAACGUGGAGCUGUUUUCCAUUAUUGGACCUCAAACUAACUCCAUUGACUUGACAUUGCACAAUUGAAGCUGGCCCACAGGUGUGUGCUUAAAGCCAUAAUGUAUAUAUUAUGUUGUUUUUUUUCAACUUCUUGUGUAGACCAACAUUUUUUUUCCUCAGGCAUCUGCAAGACACAUAGUCAGAUCAAACUAUCAGCAAUUAUUCCAGGUCAAUUUAUAAUUUUUUGUACCCACCUGUUUCCAUUCUAUCCCUAUAUUUUCACAGUAAACAAACCAUUUCAUACCUACUGACUUAAACUGAUGUAUUUCUUUAUUUUUCUUAGUAGAGAUGUAUUUUCAUGAAAAUUGAAAUAGAUAUAAUCAUAAUAAGGCUCACAAUUCAUAUCCUUUAGUUUAUUUUAGAAAACCAUCCUUCUGUACAUAGAUGGUAUUAUCUUAAGCAUAUAACCACUUUUCCUUAGAGAAGACAGUAGCUUUGUUUAUAUUUAUUAAAUAGUUACGCAAAUUGAAAUUACGAAGAUAAAUUGGCUUAAUGUAAACAAGGCAAUUUUGGUAAAACACGAUAUUUUCAAUAAAGUUGGAUGGGGUGGUUUUUCA
Poeciliopsis prolifica (blackstripe livebearer) is the source of this 7782-nucleotide messenger RNA. It is a transcript of the gene rbms3, whose product is annotated as RNA binding motif, single stranded interacting protein. Bases 1278 to 2528 code for a protein of 416 amino acids. NCBI's taxonomy places the organism in Eukaryota, Metazoa, Chordata, Actinopteri, Cyprinodontiformes, Poeciliidae. Gene Ontology annotation, cellular component: ribonucleoprotein complex; nucleus; cytosol. The record is from RefSeq and is a predicted model, not a curated record. The transcript is spliced from 15 exons. Gene Ontology annotation, molecular function: mRNA 3'-UTR binding; poly(A) binding; poly(U) RNA binding.